Gigantopelta aegis is the source of this 1570-nucleotide messenger RNA. RefSeq lists its product as uncharacterized. Bases 1 to 1041 code for a protein of 346 amino acids. The transcript has 9 exons. Lineage: Eukaryota; Metazoa; Mollusca; Gastropoda; Neomphalida; Peltospiridae. The record is from RefSeq and is a predicted model, not a curated record.
AUGAAGGAGGGGGAGGAAGCGGAGAAGAACAUGGCGAAGAUGAUGAAGAAGAAGAAAAAAGAAAGAGGUGGAAGGAAGAGGAGGAGAAGGAUAAAAAACUGGGAUGACCAUUUAAAAUUGAAGGCUGAGCGUUGGGCCCAGAAAUGCCGGUACGAGCGGCCGGGUUUGAACCAGUACAUGUUCUCACGUCAGGACGGCCACAAUCUGUUCUACCUGGAGGGCAACAUCCAAUCGUGGCACAGCAUCUCCAAAACCAUCGACAAAGCCAUCAGCUCCUGGGUCAGAGAGAAGGAAUACUUCCGGUAUGGGCAGGAUUGUGGCAGCGCAUGCUCAUACGUUCAGAUGGUGUUUGCCAAGACUAACAAAAUGGGCUGUGCGCUGAGCUCGUGUCAGUACCUGCGAGCUGGGAAAUAUUGGAUCCGACACGCCACGCUGUUCGUCUGCUACUACACACCAAGAGGAAACUUGGUGGGGGAGUACCCGUACCUAGGAGGAGCGGUGUGUUCCAACUGCCCUUACGGAACGCGAUGUGACAACGGUGGUCUCUGCGCUAAAUCGGUGUUCGCCGAAUAUCGUGCUCCGGCGGCGAUAACACUGGAGACCGACGAGGUGGAGAAAACACUCCCCACUGACACAUCACUAGCCUCUCUGACUAAGGACGAGGAAGAUAUUCUCCUGGAGGUUACCAAUAAGCUAAGACAGAGAAAAGCUCGCCAACAACUUAUAUGGAGUUCAGAAAUCAAGGAAUGGGCCAACUACGUGAUCCGGUGUGACAGAGAGUACCCAGGUCCGAGAUCCGCGUACACCAACUUUGGAAAGAUACUCUCUACCCGUGGGGUCCAGAACUUGGUGUACGAGUGGGGUAAGGAGGGCGACCUCUCGACCAUCAAGUUAAAGUACGCCUGCAGGACACCCAACGAUCACAAGAAGUGCAAUCACAACACAAACCUCAUGGAACACAAAAUAACCCGGAUGGCGUGCGCCGCGUGUAACUGUGGCUUCAUGAGACAGCUAACGUGUAUCUAUGACAACAAGAUGUGAUUGCCCGGAUUAGACUGGUGCGGGGUUGGACUUGCGUAAACUGUUGUUGUCUUGUUACUAACAUAGAACUGUUGUGUUUGUCGGAGCUUGAGACUUUCUGUGGUACGCGUGUCUUGUCGGGGAUAAUACAGCGACACGCCAUAUGCACAUAUUACGAAGACUUUGUGUCUUCACCUAAAGUACUUGAGUUUCUGGAACUGAUGUAUUUGUCUUCUGUCUUGUUGACUGAAGAAAAGGUUCAUGUAACAAUACUCGAAAAUACGUUACAGUUUGGUAUAAAAUAUGUUACGGUUUGGUGUAAAAUACGUUACGGUUUGGUGUAAAAUACGUUACGGAUUGGUCUAAAAUACGUCACGGUUUGGUAUAAAAACAAGAAGUCCAGGUUUAUAGUGGGUUUAUAGCAGAACCAUCUUCAUAAAUCAAGGCUAAUAUUCGUUCCUCGUAUUCAGCCUUGAUACAUGUCGUCAAGAAAUCGUGCCACAAAAUGCUUAAAUUUCAAUGGAUGCGAUGAGAUCUGAUUGCAACGAAU